UGGCGGUGACGACCUCUCCACGAGAACAUGCCCCUUGCGGAGGAUCUCCUGCACCCGUCCCCGGGAGAGGAGAAGAGGAAGCACAAGAAGAAGCGCCUGGUGCAGAGUCCCAACUCCUACUUCAUGGAUGUGAAGUGCCCGGGAUGCUACAAAAUCACCACCGUCUUUAGCCACGCACAAACGGUAGUUCUGUGUGUCAGCUGCUCCACUGUCCUCUGCCAGCCCAAAGGAGGAAAAGCAAGGCUUACAGAAGGAUGCUCCUUCAGGCGGAGGCAGCACUAAAAGCACCCUGAAUCAAGAUGAGUGGAACACUAUCCCAAUAAACAGAUUUUGGAU
Molecule: messenger RNA, 336 nt
Organism: Zalophus californianus (California sea lion)
Lineage: Eukaryota; Metazoa; Chordata; Mammalia; Carnivora; Otariidae
Product: 40S ribosomal protein S27-like
Exons: 1
Coding region: 28-282 (84 amino acids)
Biological process (GO): translation; ribosomal small subunit assembly
Cellular component (GO): ribosome; cytosolic small ribosomal subunit
Molecular function (GO): structural constituent of ribosome; RNA binding
Source: RefSeq, a predicted model, not a curated record